CAUCCAUCACUUGAACCAACAGAUUCCAAACAAAAGAUCCCUCUAAAAUCUUCUCCACGAAAUCAAAUCAAGACAUGGCUUUUUUUAUUAUUAUCAUAACUCAAAACAAUAACACGCUAGUCAAACAUUGAUACCCAUUAGGAAACUAUAGAUAGCUUUCUUGGGUCAGGAUGAGAUCCAAGGUGAUUGAUUUCAAUGGAUUCCUUCACUAGCAAGACAAAGCUAGCAAUAAAAUGUCUGUAGGAAAUCCUACCACCAUCUGAAUGAAAAAUGCAAGAGAUUUAGUCCAAAACAACAAUCAACAACUCAAUCAACAACUCAAUCCACCGACCACCAUCAAUAUCACUUACACCCACCAGGGGAAGGGUCGGAGCAGAGGAACCAGGAGGUGGGCGGCGGGUGUGGACCGUCGGCGUUGGCGGGAUGUGAGACUACGCGCAGAGCAGAGGAGAAGGAGGAGGGCAGCGGGACUGAAGGGCGGCAGGACUGGAGUCGGCGGGAGGCGGCGAUGUGGAGGCGCGGAGCAGAGUAGCAGGGGGAGGGCGGCGCGGUAUGGAUUCGAACGUCGGCCGUCGGCGGGGAGGUGGGGACUUGGAGGCUCAGAGCAGAGGAGUAGCAGGGGGAGGGCGGCCGGCGACUGAAAUGGAGACGGGAUCCAGAUUCGGCGGCGACGGGAAUGGAGACGGGAGGAGGACACAGGUUUGGCGGCGAGAAUUGAUUUCAGAGAGGGAGAGGUUUGGUGGCGGCGUGCUGCUCUCUGCUGGGAGGUUUGGUGGCGGCCAAAAUUUGGGGUUGGAGGAGGACAGGAGGUCGACUGACUCAAUGACAAAAUUUGGGGUUUGGUGGCGGCCACAUUAGAGAUAUUAGGGUUUUACCUAUAUCCGGGUAUCCACGGGUCGGGUUCCCCCAAACCCGAACCCGACCCAACCCGCCCAGCCAGCCACCGGGUUUUAACCCGAACCCGACCCGAACCCAGUCAACACAGAUUUUACCCAGUUUGACCGGGUCGGGUCGGGCGGGUACCCGCGGGUCCGGGUUUUAUUGCCAUCCCUACUAGUGCUGUCAAUUUGGUUUGGUCGUUUGGUUUGGUUAACUAAACCAUUAUUCAUUAAGUAUGCAAAAUCAAAAAUCAAAUCCCAAAAAUCAAAAUCUAAACCAUUAAGGCUCUUAUUGGAUUUCGGUUGCCAAAAACCAAUAAGCGCUUUAAUGGUUUUGGUUUUGGUUUGGAUAACCAAAAAACCAACAUGUACUCAUACACUCAUAUUUAUUUUCAUUUCCCUCCUUUUUAUUGAAUUAACGUCAUAAUAAUGGUAAAUCGUCAUUACAAAUUACUGGUUGGCAUGCAUGUCAAAAGAAGAAAAAAAUUGUUGAUAAAUAAUUUUAUUCUUAUUGGUUUCUUAAUGGUUUCUAUUGGUUUUCGGUUUUAACCAAACCAGAACCAUUAAGUUUGCUUAUUGGUUUAAACCAAAAAACUGAAACCAUUAGCUUCCCAAUUGGUUUGGUUUCGGUUAAAACCAAAAAACGAAAACCAAAUGGACAGCCCUACCCACCAUCACCCUUCUCUCUCCGGUUUAUGGUGGCUCGUGUGAACGCGUACACUGUACACCAAUUAAUUAAUCAAUUAAUUAUUAAUAACGGCAUGUGAAUGAUUAAUCUGCGUUUUGAAAUCAGCUCACCUGUAAAUAAUACAAAUUAUCGUGGGUGGGUGAUAGGUGUUAGUGGAUUAUCGUGGAUAAAAAAAAUUUGUAUUCGCUUUAGUGUGUUUACAAAAUCGAACCCUACAUGCACUUCGGUCAGAAAAACUGCCCUAUAAAUCCAAAACUGAUAGGCAUUUUUAGUGCUACGAAAUGGUCAAAUUACGAUUAAACAAUAGUUUCUUAUCAAAAUACUCUAGCACUGACUUUUCUAGGAUAAACUCUGGUACGCAAUCUUUUCCGGGACUUUCACAUGUCAAAGAGUUAUUUCAUAUUUAUACUAUCAAAUACUCAUCAUAUUUCCUAAUUGUGUAAUGUCCAUUCGCUAUUGAAAUGAAAAUUAUAGAAGUUUAAUUGUAUCAAAGUCAUAAGGAGUGAAUUACCGAAAAAGAAAAAAAAUCAUAAAGAGUGUCAAUUUUUAAUUGUCUUUUUUCUAACAGGUUCCUAUUGUACAUGGGCGCUGGGCCGUGCUUGGGCCGGCAUGGCACGCUUCGGGCCCAUUUAUUUCGUGCCGUGCUUGGCACGGGUCGUCAGUUUUCGUGUUGUGCCAUGCAAUCCCAUUUGUUAACUUUGCUAGGCCCGGCCCAGGCCCGGGUACGGUUCGAAUCGUCCCGUGCCUAUUCGUGCUCGUGCCAUACUCGUAUUCGUGUUUAAUCAAAAGGGCGAAAACAAAAGAGAGAAUGAAAAAGAAGGUAAAAAUUGGAAGUAUAGCGAGUGUGAUUUGACUUUGUUUAAUUCUUUGUCCAUUUUUACUUAUGUUAGUAAUUACGUAUAUAUCUUUAUGACACUUCUAACAACAACAAAUAAUUAUUUUUCUACUUGUGUUUUGUAAUAUUUGAACCUAUAAUUCUUUUUUAUAUUUAUUUUCUAUCAAAUAAAUAUUAUUUCUAUGCCAUGUCCGUUCUUAUACUCAAUAAAGUCUUGAAAAUAUU
Messenger RNA from Linum trigynum, 2626 nucleotides. Lineage: Eukaryota; Viridiplantae; Streptophyta; Magnoliopsida; Malpighiales; Linaceae. The record is from the annotation of a GenBank genome assembly.